UACUGUGAUACCUCUGGAAAUGGAAGCAACCAAGAAGCUCCGACCAAUUAAUUCCAGAAGAGCCGCUUUCGCUCCUUCGAGGUUGGGAAUCGUGGAGAACAUAGAACAUCUAAUUCCGAAAGCAUGAUAUUAUUGAUAAAUUAAUCCUCUCUCUCACUGAGUAAUUCAAAACCACCUCAAUAUGCAAAUACAUGUGCAAUUAUAACUCAUCAUUGUUUACAUUGUUUACAAUACAGUACUAUUACCACCAUUAAUUAUCACAAGUUCCAAAGAUCUUCUUCAAUCAUUGCUACAUGAUUAUGAGCAAUCAUUAGUUACACAGAUGAUCAACUUAUUGGGAAGUUAAGAUUACCCACAACCACAAAUAUGGAUGCAGUCGACCGUCAAGAGUAUCCUGCUAUGCUGGUAAGUAAUCACCCGAUCGCAGAGCUAUACCAUACUCUACCAUCAUCAAACUGGUUUGCUAACGCUGGCGCAGGAUCGUUUACCACCAGCAGCCGCGGCAACAAAACUCAACGAGCGGGUGAAGAGGAUAAAUAAAGUGAACACGGAAAUUGCAGAUUGGUUGCAGGUAUGUAUUUGUCGAUUGCUGGGAUGGCAUAUUGUUUACACAUUUACUAGGAACGUCGGAAAGUAGAAGAACAAUAUGUUGCCGGCCUCCGAAAACUUGCGCGCAAACCUUUACAAGAAACCGGAGGAGAAUUGGGGUAUGGCAUUUUGGGACAUCCGGACUCGAUAUGAGCUAACCGGACGUUAGGGUAUUUGAUGCACCAUGGAGAAAAAUCGUGGGUUCGGUCGAAUCAAUCGCGGAUGCUCAUUACAAUCUAUCCGAACGAAUUACGAAGGAUGUGGAACAACCUUUGCGACAAUUUGCUACGCAAAAUAGAGAAAUGCAGGCAAUGACGACAAUGCAAGGCAAUCUCACGGCUAUGGCUAAGGAAGUAGAAGAUGCGCAGCAUGCAUCGGAGAAGCUCAGCAAGAAGGGUGGAAAAGCAAGCACCCAGAAGGUGGAAAAUGCGGCUGCUAAACUACAGAGUGCUGAACAACAGUGGCAAGCUCAGGCUCCGUUCAUAUAUGAAAGUCUUCAGGUGGCAGACGAAAGACGCUUGAAUCACCUACGAGAUGUCCUUACGCAAUUGGAAACCCACGAAGCCGAUAGAGUUGAGAGGAGUCGAGUAGCCGUUGAGCAGAGCCUAACAGCAUUAUUGGAGGUAGACACUGCUCAGGAAAUUAGGAAUUGGUCGGAAGCAACCACCGGGGGUAGGCCCGUCACCGAGCGGUCCAACAGAAAUAUUUCUAGCGCUGGGGAUAAUGGCGGUACCGCAUUACCAAUCCCCCCUCCUACUCCACGGUCUACACACUCGGCUGCUGCCAGUGAUAUAUCCAAGCAAGAAGGUUCUGGUGGUAAGUGACAGUCCUUGAAACCCUUUGUUUCCACAUAGUGCUAUGUUAUUUGUGACAUAUACUAAUAUACUAAAUCUAGAGUCGAAGAUAAAGAGCCGCUUUGGCACGAUGCUUCAACGUAGACGGCAAAGCAUCCACGGAGGAUUUGCUCGCGCUCCAUCACCGAACAAGGGAUUCUCAACUUUAAAUCGCAAUUCCAACAGCAGUUCUGGACGACCAAAUUUGUCACCUCACACAUCAUCAAACAACUUACGAGACUCCACUUCGCAAGACAAUCGCCUCUCUGCUCUCCCCGAAGCACCAUCAAAUCGGGAUACAUUGCAACCUAAUGGCAAUUCUAGUGGUAUGGGCCAAGAGUCAUUGAGCGUAUCGGACAUGGUUAGGCCAGCUACCUCUAAUGGUGUAUCAAGCCCAGGAAUGAUGGAUCUAUCGGAGGUUGAACCACCUUCAGGUCCACCCCCAUCGCAUUUCAAAGAAACUCAGAAGGAUUCUGAAGGCUUCUCGGUACCGGCAGCCAUGGAUGAUCCUAUAUCGCAAGCUCAACAAGAGGCUCACGAGCACAACGAACCUCAAUUUAAGCUAGACAUUCGAGAUCAGCCCAUCCCCGAGCAAGAUGCAGAUGCACAAGCUGCAUUGUCAAAUGUCGCCAAUACUUUGCGUUCAUCUCAAAUGCCACCUUCAGCUCGAAAAGUUGGUACCGUCCGAGGUCGAAGAGAUGUUCGAAAUACGGUCUAUGUUCCUUCGCCUAAUCUUGAGGUAGGUAGCAUAGAAAACAAUUUGCCUCCUUCGCCGGCUCUCCCACCGGGGGCAGCACGUGCGGCUGCAUUCGCAGCUAUCUCCGAACUUGGGCAUGGCCAUGGUGCCCCAAGUGUAUCUGAUACAAACUCCAUUCGUUCUGGGCAUUCUCUUUCAAAUAAUGCUGUGGUCAAGCAUGCUGAUAUGCACCACCCUGGCCUCAAUGCUUCAAUGGUAGAGACUGUCAAUGCCACUAUAGAAAAUGGAACAGUUAAAACAGUCAAAAUCAGUGGGGAGAUCGCUUUGAUCUACAUAUCCUCGGCGAACGGUACUCCGUUGCCAGCUUCAGGCAAGUCAGUCCCAAUAUAUGCGGCUGCAGAGUCUAACAUAAAUAGGAACCGAGACAAUCCGCAUCAACAACUUCCCCGCUCUAGAAGCUAUCGGCCCUAACAGAACAUUCAUUCAUCCAGUCUCAUCAGAGAAACCGGACGAAUUCACAGUUGACCUUGCAUCAGUAUCGCAUAAAAUAUCACCAGCAUUCACUUAUCGAGUGCAUCUCGAUGAUCAGGAUCUGUCUGCACAUUCACCUGUGCUGUUGAAACCAGCGUGGAAACCUGUUGGUGAUAAGCUUGGUCUUAUCAUCGAGUACGCGCUCAACCCAGCUUUCUCGUCCCUUCCCGUAGCUUUCAACAACCUCGUCAUCGUAGGUAAAUACGCUGGCGCCGGAGCUUCCGUAUGUAAAUCCAAGCCUAGUGGCACUCACUAUCGUGAUAAACGUUCUAUCGUUUGGCGUCUUGGAGAUAUUACUCUCAAUCAUGAAUGGCAUAGAAUGAGCGCUUUAUUCUCCGGACCAGACGGUGUAGUUCAACAACCAGAUCACGCCGAAGUCAGGUGGGAAGUUCAAAGGCCAAUUCUUGGCAAUGGUAUCAGUAUUUCGAGAUUGGAACCAGUUAAAGGUGCAGAGGAAUCAGACCCAUUUGCAGAUGAGUCGUUGGCUCCAACCGGAGGUAAUUGGAUGGACGUUGAAACGAGUAGAAAAAUCGCCAGCGGAGUGUACGAGGCAAGGCAGGUUGCAGCGUGAAAAAAAAAAUGGGGCCACGUUGGGACGUUGAGGGUUGAGGAGGGAAGGAGUUUUUUUUUCCAGGAGUCAUCUUUGACUGUUUGGGUGCGUCGAAAAAUGCUUGGGAGGCAAAAUAAGUGCAGAUGGAGCUAUCCAUGUUGGAAGAGUAAUGGUUGGGGCAUUUGAGAGGUGGUCUUCGAGUUGAUACCUAGCGUUUAUCGCUAUCUUUCGUUUUUCAGCGUGUGUAAGUAUAUACCUAGUACUCUAUCCAUAGCGAGCUUGUUUGAGAUUAAGGUAUGAAUCUUUCUGCCCACACAACUUUGUGAUGCAAAAUGUA
Molecule: messenger RNA, 3536 nt
Organism: Sclerotinia trifoliorum
Lineage: Eukaryota; Fungi; Ascomycota; Leotiomycetes; Helotiales; Sclerotiniaceae
Source: the annotation of a GenBank genome assembly